Molecule: messenger RNA, 1869 nt
Organism: Misgurnus anguillicaudatus (oriental weatherfish)
Lineage: Eukaryota; Metazoa; Chordata; Actinopteri; Cypriniformes; Cobitidae
Source: RefSeq, a predicted model, not a curated record
AUGGCAUUCUCAAAGAGCCUUAAGCGAAAAGUUGAUUCAGAGAACCGUAGUUUUAAUGAAGAAUGGACUGAUAAGUACGUAUUCAUAUUGCCUCCUUUUAGAAAUGCUGUACCUGUGUGCCUCAUUUGCAACGAAACUGUCGCUGUCGCUAAAGAGUACAAUCUGAGGCGUCACCACAGUACAAAGCAUGCAAGCUUCAAGGAGUCUUAUCCUGAACAGUCAGAGGCCCGUAAGAGAAAAGUUGCUGCUUUGAAAUCUCAGUACUCCCAUGCCAGCGGAAUUAUUAACCGAACUUCAACUGAGCAAGAGAGGGCAACAAGUGCGUCUCUGCAGGCUGCCUGGGUACUCUCCAAGCAUAACAAGCCAUUUACCGAUGCUGAGGUUUUUAAGGAGUGCAUGGUGGCUGUUCUGGAGGAACUUGCCACUGACAAAUCUACGGACAGGAUAAUUGCGUCUGUUAAGCAGAUACUUCUGUCUGCUAAAACUGCUGUUCGCCGUGUCCAUGUUUUGGCAAAUGAUGUCCAGCGACUUGUAAUUGAUGACAUCAAAGAAGCCAGAUACCUAUCGCUGGCUAUUGAUGAGUCCACCGACAAUACUGACAUUUCCCAAAUGUGCGUUUUUGUCAGAUAUUUUGAUGGCAAAGAUUUCAAAGAGGAGCUGCUGGGCUUAAUUCCACUGGAGGGCCUGACAACUGGCGCUAUUAUCUUUGGUAAGCUGGAGGAAUUAUUUCAAAAGCAUGGACUGUCAUUUGAAAAAGUCAACCUGGUUGUCACAGAUGGUGCUCCUGCCAUGAUUGGCAGAAACAGGGGACUAGUGAGCAGAAUUAAGGCUGUCGCGCCCAGCAUUAACGCACUUCACUGUCUCAUUCACCAAAGCGUGCUCUGCUCAAAAUUAAGUGGCGAUCUUAAAGAGGUUAUGGACAAAACAAUGAAAAUAAUUAACUUCAUCAGGGGGAAUUCAAGCACACAGCACCGUUUAUUCCGAAAAUUUGUGCUGGAAUCUGAAGCCUCUCAUGAUGACCUCUUACUCCACAACGACGUGCGCUGGCUCAGUAAGGGCAAAGCACUCGAGCGUUUCGUUGAACUCAGAGAUCAAGUUGUGAAUUUUUUAAUGCAAAGUCAAUCAAAAACAGCAGCUGACCACUUGCGCAUCAUGCAAGACACAGAAUACAUGUGCAAUGUUGCAUUUUUAACGGACAUAUUUUCCCAUUUGAACGCACUAAAUCUACAACUACAAGGGAAACAAAAUACCGUGGUGAAUAUGGUGGAAAAACUUGCUGCUUUUGGAACCAAACUUGAUCUUUUCCAUGAAGAUUUGUUGUCGGGGAGGCUGCUACACUUUAGCACACUUAAAACAGUGGGUCACAGCAGGGUCACAGAGAACAUGAGGACAUUUAUCACACAGCUGAGGGGAAAUUUCUCUGCCAGAUUCGAUGACUUUUCCAUUUCCAGGGAUGUCAUUGGAUUCGUGCGUGACCCGUUCACUAUCAGUCCAGUUGGAGAAUUCUCCGCUAACGUGAGGAAGAUGAUGCCGCUGGACGAGGCGGCUAUUCAAAGUGAACUGAUUGAGAUCCAGGCCGCUGGUGACAUGAAGGCUGCUCUCCGUGGUUCUGAAAGCUUGAGCGCCUUUUGGGUGGCUUGUCCUCAAGAGUAUGGGACACUGAAGUCAUUGGCCAUGUAUGUGCUCACCAUGUUCGGAUCGACAUACACCUGUGAAGCUGCGUUCUCAAAAAUGAACUCUAUAAAAACCCAUGAGAGGAACCGACUAUCAAACCAGUCUUUGGAGGACUGCUUGCGCAUAAGCCUAACAGCUGUUACACCAGAUGUAAAAAUGAUAGUGUCGAUGGGGAAAUGUAACUUCUCCCAUUAA